AGGGCGGAAUGAUGUCGCGGAGGGUCCCGCCUCGCGCGGAGGUGGGGAGGCUAGGUCCCUGCGCGAGCGCUACCCCGCCGGCGGCUACUUAGCAGUUGGGAGCGGGCGGUCGGCGCGGCUCUGUGUGCCUGGGAGGCUCUGCCGCCGCGGAGUGCGACGCAGCCGCUUCUCGCCUCGUCAUGUCUAAGGAAACGAAGAAGCCCUUCCGCCAGAGCAUGACCGAGUGGCGGCAGUUCAUCUACAACCCCAACAGCGGCGAGUUUCUGGGGCGCACGGCGAAGAGCUGGGGUUUGAUCUUGCUGUUCUAUCUGGUAUUUUAUGGCUUCCUAGCAGCACUCUUCACAUUCACGAUGUGGGUUAUGCUUCAGACACUGAGCAAUGAUAUACCAAAAUACCGUGACCGGAUUUCCAGUCCAGGACUUAUGAUUUCACCAAAGCCAGACACUGCACUGGAAUUUUACUUUAACAAGAGUGACGCCCAGUCAUACGCAGAAUACGUUGCUACACUUAGAAAAUUCCUUGAAUCAUAUGAUGAUUCAAAGCAAUCCCAAAACAUAAACUGUACACCAGGAAGGAUUUUUGAUCAGAAUGAUGUUGCUGUUAAAAAGGCAUGUCGAUUUAACCUCUCUGAGCUUGGCCAGUGCUCUGGAAAGGAAGAUAAGACCUUUGGCUAUUCUAAAGGAACUCCCUGCGUGCUUGUGAAAGUAAAUAGAAUAAUUGGGUUAAAGCCUGAAGGAGAACCACGUAUACAGUGUGCAUCUAAGACUGCUUGGGGAGCAGUGAAAGCCUUGGAAGCGGGCAUGGUUGAGAUAAAUUAUUUUCCCCCUGAAGGCUUGAUUGACUUAAUGUACUUUCCAUACUAUGGGAAAAGCUUGCAUGCUCACUAUUUACAGCCUCUAGUGGCUGUUCAACUAGCAAUUAACUCCAACAGUACCAAAGAAGAAAUAGCAAUUGAGUGUAAGAUCCUGGGCUCACCUAAUUUAAAAAAUGAAGAUGACCGUGACAAGUUUCUGGGACGAAUUGCCUUCAAAAUUCAGAUGACUGAAUAGCUGGAGUAAAAAAUUCCCACAGAGUAAACAUUGUGUUGUCUGUUUUGUAUCAUCUGGACAUGCCAUUUUAGGAUAUGAGACCGCCUUGGAGAAUGUUAAGGUGGUUUAUGGCAUUCAGGGUAGCAUUAUAAUCUGCUUCCAAAUUGUAUGUUUAAAAUCCUUCAAAAUAAAUGCCUAUCCUGCUUCUGCCUGCCCCCUUGGAACAAUGUACAGACUAUAGUUAUGUCAUAGGGACCUGUAAAUAGCUGUUUUCAAACACAUAAUAAUGGUGACCUUUGUCCUGUUCUAAAAUGUGGUUUUAUCCCCCAAGUGAGUGUCUCAAGCUUAAUGUGCUGUGCUAUGUAAAUAUUGUAUUGAUUUAACACUGGUUUAACUGUCAUAUCUCAAUGCUGACACAGUUAUAGGGAUAAAUAAUAAAUGGUACCUGAUUGACAUAGUGAUUUUUUUGUAAGAGUAAACACCUCCAGCGUAAUUUGUAUGGAAGUGGGUGGGUGGCUGGCUGUGUGGAGUUGCCUUAAAUUGUAGACUGGGUGGCAUGAGAGAAUUGAAAUUGAUUUUAUGAAUUGGUAUGGAUUUCUGAAAGUAAGUGCUAAACUAGUACUUUCUUGUGCUUGUCACUGUGCAAGUAUUGUGUACAUGUAAUACUUGGUAUAGAGUUUGGUAUUCUAGCUGAGGAAUUGAGUCUUCGUGCUGUUAAUUGCUUGCGAUGCGUGGAGCACAAAUAAAAUCUAUACAAUAUUUUCAAACUUUUUAGUUCAGAAAUAUCAAUAGAGAACAACGUAAAUUGUUUAGGGUCCUGAUAACAGUUGUACAAUACAGCUGCUUGAAAGAAACAGCCUCACUGUUGUGGAAUAGGCUUUCAUUUUCCAAUUAAAAAAUUUCCUGAAGAAUCUCUGCUUAAAAAAAAAAAAAAAGGAAAAGAAAAAAAUUGUCUUGAUUAAACAUUCCUGUUUGAUUUAUAUACUCUGUUUUGUUGCAUCAUUUUAACAUGCUUCACAUCUUCAUCUGCUCUUUCAUCUUGGAUUUUCUGUGUAUUUCCUCAUCAUCCAUUUAGAAAAUUGGUGUCAUCAGCUGCUUGAUAGAAGUACCCUAUAUUAACUUUGAGUAGGUUACUUGCAGUUUAACUUAAAACAGAGUUGCUAAAAUUACUACAGACUGGUUCAUUUGUGACUGCUCCUCACAUUAAACCAAGUUGACCCAUUAUAUUGGGUUAUAACUAAUGCAGUUGUGCUGACACGGGAUUUAUGUUGCUCUUCCCCAAGGUUUUUGUUUGUUUUGGUCUUGGGUUUUUUUGAGCAUGUGGUCCACAUUCUAAUGUCUUCUCAAUUCUGAAGACCAUAGCAGAUCAGCAUUUGUGUAAAUACCUGUAUGUUCUGCUAGUUAGGCCUAAAUUUGUUACUUAACAUGUUUUUAUGCCUAAUUCUUACAGUGGUUUUUAAUAUUUUAUUUAAACAAAUUAUAUGAAUGAUUACUAAAGUUUAAGAUCUAGUCUUAAUGUCCUGCUUUGAAAAUGUUUGAGGCCAGUCUAAGCCAUGUUAGUGCAAAACCUUUUUAGCACGUGGGCAAGGCUACCCUGGUACACAGUUGGAAGAAGCUAUUCUUAAUGGGACUUGAACAAUAUCUUGAGCCUCAUUAAAAAUAGAUUUAUACUGAUCUGAUACCAUUCUGCAUGCUUUUUUUGUUGUCUAUAAAAGAAAAAUUGUUGUUCCUACAAUAUGCAAUGGAUACUUUUGUAAUAAUAGCAUGCUUUAAUACUGAAUAAGAAUGUUCUUUCAAAAGAUUCCAUUACUAAUGUUUUAAAUCAUGCACUUUUAGAGCUGGAUACCUGGGUUCUUGAAGAUAUGACUAAUUGCUUCUCUGUAUAUUAAUACUGCCUGAAAGUAUUUUAAUAGUCUUGAGGGAACUUAAAGUAUAGAUGUUGCAUUUGAAAAUGACCAGCUUGAUGUAAAACAAUUUCACAUUUGUCACUUAGGAAUGAUAAGAAGUUCUGGGCACAGAGUUUUCAAAUGAACUGACUUUUGCAACAGUUUCUCUUUUGACUUCUCUAUAUAGACAACGCAUGAACUGGCAACUCUUCACCAGCACUUUUCAGACAGGUAGAACUCAAUAAACUCCUGUUCUCCCUAGA
Messenger RNA from Pezoporus occidentalis (night parrot), 3177 nucleotides. It is a transcript of the gene ATP1B3, whose product is annotated as ATPase Na+/K+ transporting subunit beta 3. Gene Ontology annotation, cellular component: sodium:potassium-exchanging ATPase complex. The record is from RefSeq and is a predicted model, not a curated record. Bases 180 to 1049 code for a protein of 289 amino acids. Gene Ontology annotation, molecular function: ATPase activator activity. The transcript has 8 exons. Gene Ontology annotation, biological process: intracellular sodium ion homeostasis; intracellular potassium ion homeostasis; potassium ion import across plasma membrane. NCBI's taxonomy places the organism in Eukaryota, Metazoa, Chordata, Aves, Psittaciformes, Psittacidae.